UGUUUCUUCUUACAUAUAUUUUCUUUUUUUUUAGACUGUCAUCAUGUCAUUUGAAUUUUCAAGGAUUGAUAUCUGCAUACUUUUGUUUGCAGCAAUAGCGGGUCAGUAUUAUAAUAUAUAUAUUAUAUAUUUCGGUGAAUAUCUUUGCACUAUAUUUACCUCCACUUCGGCGAAUAAGUUAUAAACGAGUUAUAAACGAGUUAUAUAAAUGAGUUAUAAACCGAGAAGGAGGUUUAUAACUGAUAUAUUGCCCCCGAGGACGCGCAGCGUCCGAGCGCAACAUAUCAGUUAUAAACCGACUUUCGAGGUUUAUAACUCUAACUUAUAUCUCAUUUGUGGAGGUUUUCUAACAUAUUUUAUCAUUUUCAAAAAUUUUUGAUGAAAAAUUCUCGCGUUUUGUCGAAAAGUUUGAUGUAAUUAUUUAUUCAAGGUAUAUUAGCUAGUUAUUAACCUCGGACGAUCAAAGAAAACCGACACAAAUGAGAUAUAAUUAUCAUUUAUAGACCUGGAGCGAGGGGGAUUCGGCUUAAUAUUUCCCGAAGUGAUGAUAUUUUCCGAGGGACUUUGCCCCGAGGAAAAUAUCAUCACUGAGGGAAAUAUUACGCCGAAUCUCCCGAGCGGAGGGUCUAUAAAUGAUAUAUUAUACCGAAAGUUAAAGAACUCACUAAGUUCAGAAUAAACUUUAAAACUUGCUGAAUAUUAUAAACUACGCGAAUACAAUUUUUAAUUUCUUAUGUAUACCUGAGUUUAUGACGUUUCCUCUUUAAAAUAUUUGAGCAUGUAUCUUUUGGGUCAUUAAAGGUAACAUACGUCUUGAAAAUCUUUGGUUAAAUCAAAUCUUCUGUACGAAAUUACAAACAACAGCUCGCGAACGCCAUAUUGUUUCAGAGCGUGGUGUCCAUGCGUCACGCGUGAGCGUGGGAUACUAUAAUAUCCCACGGUGGAUCUGCCAUGAGAUAUUAUAGUAUCUCACGCUGCAUUGCGAAAUCAUAAAUUUGAGUGAAAUACCGUAAAAAAUCACAUUAUCACGUGGUACAAAUGCUGUUUCUUCAUUGGACAAUUUGAAUUUGAGGUAUAAUAUUUGUUAAAUAUAUAUUCUAUGCACCUACCUACAACCUGACCAACCUGACAACAUGAACAUGCUCUAGACUUGAAAAAAUGUUUAAUUAAUAUUCUUCUAAUAGGCUAUUAACCUUUUCUCCUAUCUUGAAAAAUCUGACUGAUCAUUGUGACAUAAUCUAUUUUUAAAACAUCGAAUAAAUAUGUACAUUAAAUAACAUCACUCAAUUUCAAAUGACAAAUAAAUAUGUUUCCUUAUAAGACUCAGUUCCAUAACGUAGAAACGAAUCAUAAAAAUGUUCCUCAAUGUUCUUGCCUCGUAUAAUGUUCUUCACUCUUCAGGAUCCCCUGAGCGCAAUCUAUUUUUCCAAGGUUUGAGUACUACAUGAUUGUAUUCCUUAUUUACGAAACCAUCCUGACUUUUUUACGUUUUGUCUUUGAUAGUUUCAACACAGGGAAUUCCUACACAGGGGAUGAAUAUCAAGCCUGUACCGAAACGUCAAGGUAAUUAAUACACAUACUACUUAGGUACAUUUUAUGAAAAGAAGUCUACCAAUGACAAGACUGGCUGUAAAAUUAUUUUUCCUUAAUUUAGUAGAGCCAGUAGCUCAACUUAACACUUAACGACCAGUUUUUUUUAACACAAACCCUCUCAAAUUUUGUCACUGGUAUAUUUAGAAUGAAAUUUAGUUGUGCGGUAUAUAACUGAUGAUCCCAUUUUCCAAAACAAUUUUAGCAUGUUCCAUCAGGAAUUGUGAAAAGGUCUUCAACAAGCAUGGCGAUAUGGUGACGACCUUCAACACUAAAAACCUGACAAAGAAUUACUUUUUGGCAAAAAUGACGGCUGUGUGUGACAACAAGACAGUGGACAUUUGUACUGUGCAAUUUUGGAAAUCAAACAACGAUGGAAUAUGCAAAUUAGUGGUCAGUGCCACUUCAGGCCGUGCCAGUGUCACUGUCAACAAUGGCGCGAAAUACGAAUCUUGCAGUAAAAUACUGUUUGAGUUCUACAGGAGCGUGCAUUGUGUUCAAAGUGACAAUGAUCACAAAGAAAUGGUCGAGGCAGUAGGCAGAGGUGAGUGUAUAAACUGACAUUACAAGAAUAAACUUGACAUGUAUAAACGUGUAAGUAGAACUGUUUACAACAUGGAGUAUAAGUGUCGCAAGACAAAACCAAGAGCUUCCCAUUGUUUGAUAUAACACAAUAAAUUAAGUAAGAGUUAUAAACCGAGAACGCGGGAUAUAAGUCAUAUAUUUACCCGAGGGGCCGCAGGGCCCGAGGGCAAAUAUAUGACUUCUAUCCCGCGUCCUCGGUUUAUAACUUGUACUUAUUUUCUAGUUGAGGAGGUUCUCGAACACCGGAUUUUAUCAAUUUCGAAGACUAUCCAUAAAGAUUUUUCGAGUUUUGUCGACAAGUUUAAUCUAAUUGUUUACUCACGGGUUAUAACCAGCAUACAUCCCUCGGUUCAUGAAAGAAAACCGACUCAACUAGAAAAUAAUAUCAAUUAAUUUGAUCAGUAACAACAAAUUAAUACUUGAUUAUGAUUAUCCAUCUCACUCCCCAUCGGGGCUUUUCGGUGACCGUUUACAUCAAGUAUUACGCUUACUUGUUACUAUUUAGUUUAUACAACAAUUGUGAUAUUAUGCGGUUUGACAUUUGUGAUGUUACUCUGAGUGUAUAUCCAGGCCAGGCAAGCUUGAAAAAUAUACCUGGCCACGGUGGGAAUCGAACCUACAACCUUUGGAAUACUAGCCCAAUGCUCUGCCAACUGAACUACGCUGUCAGGUCGGUCGAGUAUGUAGCGCGUAGCUCAGUUGGCAGAGCAUUGGGCUAGUAUCUCUAUGCUAGUAUUCCAAAGGUUGUAGGUUCGAUUCCCACCGUGGCCAGGCAUAUUUUUCAAGCUUGCCCGGUCUGGUUGUACACUCAGAGCAACAUCACAAACAUUAUAUUCACCUGAGUACACGACACACGCACGCACGCACGCACGCACGCACGCACGCAAGCAAGCACGCACGCACGCACGCACGCAAGCAAGCACGCACGCACGCACGCACAUUGUGAUAUUACUUUCCUAACUAUGUUUAUCCUAACGCUAUGAUUUUUGAUAUAUUAGGUCAUUAAAUAUGUUAUCUAUAAUUUAACUGAAUGAUAACAACUAUCCUGUAGGGCAUUCAUCACCAAAUCCCACCAACGCUAGUUCUACUUCAGAAGGUAGGUACCCACAUUAUAUGUGACUUUUUUGUUUUGAGGACACCACGAUUUUGUAAACCAGCAUGAUCAAUUCUUUGUCAUUUCCAAUACAGUACAUUCUUUGCACAAUUAUAAGAGCAUUUAAUAUGCAACCUUAUAUUACUUAUUCACAAUAAAUGUUUUACUUUCUCUAUAGGUAAAAGAACGAAGGACCAACUACCCCCAGCUCGAUCUGCAGCUCCAAAGAAUACGUUAUGUACUAUUCUAAUGCUAGCUCUCGUUUUUGUUUUAUUUUAAUUUUUGAUUUUGAUUUUUAACUCUUUACAAUUGUUUACAUUUAAAGUAAGUUAAUAGAAAAAAGAAGUUUUACAAUAUUUCAAAUAAUGACAAAGAUACAUAUAAUAAAAUCUAUGACGUGACCACAGAGUAGAUACAUACAGAGCUGUAACUGGGCGUUGUAAACACUGCGGAAACUUACGUUUUCGUAUACCAACUUUUUUUCAGGAGACCAAGCAAAAAAUGAUCAACUGCCCUUUGCUCGGCAACUUCCGCGAGCAGUUAAAGCGAGCCGUCAUCUAAUGCAUCGAUGCAUGCAUCUAGUGACUUGCAGAACAUGCGCACAAAAAAGUGGGUACACUAGUUAUAACUCUGUAUAUUAUGUAUCUACUCUGCGACGUGACUAUGUUUCCGAAUGCAACGGCAAGGAAUCAUUUUUUUAUUUUUUCUUAAAUAUAUUAUAGGAUUUAAAAUUUUUUAAGUCCGUAUUUAACUCGUUCCAGAUAUUUAAACCUUUAUUGUAAAGAAUAAAUAAUUAUCAAAUAGAUAAAUAAAAUACUUAGAAAAUAGUAUCCAUUGUAUCCAAAAUUACCAAAAAUAGAUUGUUUUAAGUAUUCUUUUCUCGUAAGGAUCAUCACGUUGUCGGACAACUUACCAAGCUCGGUAACCUUCUGAAAUGGAUAUAAUAACUUAUUUUGAAGAUUUUCGUUUGCUCACUUAGUUUCUGAGAUAUUUCAGUUUGUUUGGUAUGCAAAUAUCCGGAAUUUAUGUCACAAAUGCAUAAUGACUUAAAGUAAAAGCUUGUAUGUCGUAUUCACUAUCGAGUUAAUUCAUUAAAGUGAAGUUUUGGAGUUGUGGGGGGAUUACAUACCUAUGUAAAACAACUGUACCUUACAUUUUUCAUCAAGUAAAUUCCGGACUUUUGCAUAUCAGUAAAACUGAAAUAACUCGGAGAUAAAGUGUGCGAACGAAAACCUUUAAAAUAAGUUACAAUAUCUUUUUAAAGGUUCUUAGGAAUGAGAUGUUAGAAGAAUUGAGGUUAUAGGUGCGCUUUAGGAACUUUAAGAAUAGUCUAAAACUACGUAUGCACGGCGACAAAUGUACUGAAUUAUUUUACUCUAUAUAUUUAAUAUAUAUAUUUAUUUAUAUAGUAUUUAUCGUAUACAGCUAUAGGAAAGUAUAUUGUAAUUAGAUAGGGGAUCCAAAUAUUUAUAGGUUUAUUUUUGUAAUACUAGGUUUUUUGAAUAAAUUUUUGUUUUAUUAUGUUA
Paramuricea clavata is the source of this 4794-nucleotide messenger RNA. Lineage: Eukaryota; Metazoa; Cnidaria; Anthozoa; Malacalcyonacea; Plexauridae. The record is from the annotation of a GenBank genome assembly.